This is a messenger RNA of Mastomys coucha (southern multimammate mouse), 707 nucleotides long. It is a transcript of the gene Sdhc, whose product is annotated as succinate dehydrogenase complex subunit C. The coding region runs from base 61 to 570 and encodes 169 amino acids. The transcript has 6 exons. Gene Ontology annotation, cellular component: membrane. NCBI's taxonomy places the organism in Eukaryota, Metazoa, Chordata, Mammalia, Rodentia, Muridae. Gene Ontology annotation, biological process: mitochondrial electron transport, succinate to ubiquinone; tricarboxylic acid cycle. Gene Ontology annotation, molecular function: succinate dehydrogenase activity; electron transfer activity. The record is from RefSeq and is a predicted model, not a curated record.
AGAGGGAGGGCUAAUCGGGGGAGGAGCGACACGUCACUUCCGUCCAGGCCGGAACUCAAGAUGGCUGCGCUCUUGCUGAGACACGUCGGCCGUCGCUGUCUCCGAGCCCACCUCAGUACUCAACUUUGUAUCAGAAAUGCUGCUCCUCUGGGAACCACAGCUAAGGAGGAGAUGGAGCGGUUCUGGAAUAAGAACACGAGUUCAAACCGUCCUCUCUCUCCCCAUUUGACUAUCUACAGAUGGUCUCUUCCUAUGGCAUUGUCCGUUUGCCACCGUGGCUCUGGUAUAGCCUUGAGUGGAGGGGUCUCUCUUUUUGGCCUGUCGGCACUGCUGCUUCCUGGGAACUUUGAGUCAUAUUUGAUGUUUGUGAAGUCCCUGUGUUUGGGGCCAACAGUGAUCUAUGCAGCUAAGUUUGUGCUUGUCUUACCGCUCACGUACCACGCACUGAACGGGAUCCGACACUUGAUCUGGGACCUAGGAAAAGGCCUGGCGAUGUCCCAGGUUUGGCAGUCUGGAAUAGCAGUAAUGGUUCUUGCUGUGUUGUUCUCUGGCGGGCUGGCAGCCCUGUGAAGAGCUGGGAUUCCCAGCACCAUCCUGUACAUUAUCAAACUGAUUUAUAUUCCUGUUUAUCACUCUUCCCCAGCCACCAAGGUUCUCCUGAUUUGUUUAGAUGCCAUAUGCUUCCAGUCCCCUUGGAGCGCAGUAGA